AUGAUAGCCAAAAACCAUUAUAGCAAGAUCCUGCUCUCCAAACAGGAACUCACCAAAGUGUACAAGACCCUCAAACAAGAGGCUGAAACGAAAUUGCUCCUACAUCUCCCGAACUGCAGCACCGAUGACCCAUACAGAAUAGACGUAGAAAAUGUCCUCCAGGAACACCUAUCCGAGGUUCUUGAGAGCGCAAAACUUGCCCUUAUUGUAGACGGAGUAGAUCUCGAGAAGGAGAACGUCUCGAUCGAGGACUUUUUGGCCGUGGAGCCCCAUAUAGGAACCGUGCCCUAUGAUCCAAGCAUCAACUUGCAAUUGCGGUUGAUUCUACAGAAGGUCGAGGCCAAAACACAUCAGGUCACUCGGCUCCGGCGCGAGCUUCCGUUCCAGGCCAGAGACGCCUAUGAGCAAUUGGUAGCUUCCGCUGACCGUGAGUACUCUGCCAUACUUGAGAAGGCAGACCUUGGGGCCGCGGAUGAGGUUGAUAUUGUAGACGAAGCGCUGAUUUUGAAAGACUAUAGUUCAGCAAUCGAUAAUUUGUGCGAGGUGAGGAAACUACUUCCGAUGCAGCAACAACGGGUCAGCUCAUAUAACCAGGUGAUCGACUUUCUAGCCAAUCUCUACGAAGCACAGAAGACCGAGGUAUGA
Molecule: messenger RNA, 645 nt
Organism: Australozyma saopauloensis
Lineage: Eukaryota; Fungi; Ascomycota; Pichiomycetes; Serinales; Metschnikowiaceae
Product: MIND complex subunit
Exons: 1
Coding region: 1-645 (214 amino acids)
Biological process (GO): mitotic sister chromatid segregation
Cellular component (GO): kinetochore
Source: RefSeq, a predicted model, not a curated record